Molecule: messenger RNA, 789 nt
Organism: Trichomonas vaginalis G3
Lineage: Eukaryota; Parabasalia; Trichomonadida; Trichomonadidae
Product: Ankyrin repeat family
Exons: 1
Coding region: 1-789 (262 amino acids)
Biological process (GO): positive regulation of transcription by RNA polymerase II
Cellular component (GO): nucleus
Molecular function (GO): protein binding; transcription cis-regulatory region binding
Source: RefSeq, a predicted model, not a curated record
AUGGUUGAAAUUCUCCUUGCAAACGGUGCGGAUGUAAAUUCGAAUGAUUAUGAAUUUAAAAAGACACCCAUUCUUAUUGCUGUAGAGAAUAAUUCUAACAAAGUGAUUGAUAUUCUUUAUUCACAUGGUGCUGAUAUCAAUGUAUAUGAUGAUGAAGGAAGAGGUGUUCUUUAUUAUGCAGCAAGAACUAAUAAUGUUGAGAAAGCAGAAUUCUUCAUAUCACAUGGCCUAGAUCUAAAUAAAGAUCCUUCAAAAGUGACCAAAGCUCUUAUUGUUGCAGUGAGAAACAAUCGCAGAGAAAUGGUGGAAUUUCUUAUUUCACACGGUGCAAAUGUAAAUCCUGCAGAUGGAGAGAAUGAAGGACCUCUUCAUUAUGCAAUAGAGGAUGACAACGCCAGCAUCGCAGAACUUCUUAUUUCCCAUGGAGCUGAUUUAAAUGCAAUUUUUUGUUGCAGCAGAACAUAUCUUCAAUAUGCAGUGUGCAAAAAAGCCUAUGAAGUUACAAAACUUCUUAUUUCACACGGUUCUGACAUUCAUAAAAUCAAUUAUUAUGGUCAAACCCUUCUUCACACUGCUGCAAGAAAUGGUGACGAAAAAAUGGCUGAAUAUCUUAUUUCUCUUGGAUUAGAUGUCAAUGCAAAAGAUCAAGAUGGACAAACUGCUCUUCAUGCAUCAGCAUAUAAAAAUUCAGUGAUGUGCCACAAUUACUUAUAUCACAUGGCAUUGAUAUUGAAGCGAAGGAUAAUUCAGGCAAAACAGCACUAUAUAUUGCAAAAGAACAUAUCUUAA